AUUUUAUUGACCAUUCAUGACAAGCGGUUCUUCUGCUCGUUACGUUUAUGAGAUGCCUGAGAAUAAUUCAUUUAAAAAAAUCCAUUUCCUUAGUCGACCCCUCAUUGAACGUCUCCUCGUCCCCAUUACGGCCGCGCGCGGCAAGCGGCUCACACGUGCCUGUUCGUUUCUCGCUCACUUGCAACGGCGGUCGUGCAUGCAUGCUUGGUGCUCGCCGCGAUCAAAAUCAAAACGCGAAACUCGACUUCGGGGGGCAGUUUGUGCCCAGAGAGCCAGCGAGUGGUGCACGUCUCCGUUGAGUGGCUCGAACGCUGGUGCCCCACCCCAGUAACCGCAGCUAUAGCAUCUGAGGGCAGACAGGGCGCUAGUAGUAGAGCUUGCGUUGGUUGGUGCCGGAUCAAUACUCGCGGAGCUCACCCUGGCAGGCCGCUUUGCCAUUCUCUCUCCUCGGCUCUGUGUGAGUGAGUGUGUGUGUCCGUGUUGCGUCGCCCGCGCCUCGCUCGCUCGCAGCCGCACCGUCUCCACCCAGCGAGCAGCCCCCGGCCGGGGGUCGUCGAGCCCCUCGAGUUGGCCCGGCCGCCAACUGAGACGCAACGCCCAAGAACCACACCCUCGCCCAACCGCCCCACGGAUUUGCAUAAGCGCCAAUCCGCUGGCGCGCCCAGCACGGACUCAAAUGCAGUGCUCGACACCGCGACAAUUUUUCCAGCAGUGCUCUUGUGAUUCGGGACGUCCCACCUGCUAACCCACAUUUCUCUCCUCUACGAUGCUUGCCAGGUGAUGGCAACACCAUUGCACUAGCAUCUAUUAUGGACACAGUGCUCCCGGUAUGGGCAUGUGCGUGGGUCCAUUAGUCGGCUAUAUCCGCGAGGCUGUGACCUGCUUACUUGCGCUCACCUCAGUUUGCAAUGUAUUCUUGUUGUUAUUCCUCGCAACCCCAGGCGUCAAAUGUUUCCAAGAUGCAGUACACAUCACUGCAAUCCUUGGAGAGUCGGUGGUGUUCAACUGCCACGUCGAAUUCCCAGGUGACCACCCGGUCCCGUAUGUGUUACAAUGGGAGAAGAAGGUAGGCGACACGGGACUGGAGAUACCGAUCUACAUCUGGUACGACAGCUACCCGACACACAGCGGCGAGGGCUACGAGGGCCGCGUGAGUAGAGUGGCCUCGGAUUCUCCAUAUGGGCUCGCCUCGCUCAAUCUCACUAAUAUCCGCGAGUCGGACCAGGGUUGGUAUGAGUGCAAAGUCGUGUUCCUUAACCGUUCGCCUAACUCGCACAAGAACGGCACGUGGUUUCACCUUGAUGUCCAUGCGCCCCCACGUUUUGGUAUUACCCCAGAGGAUAUAAUUUAUGUUAACCUGGGGGAUUCGAUAAUUCUAAACUGCCAGGCCGAGGGUACCCCGACGCCUGAAAUUCUGUGGUACAAAGAUCAGAAUCCGGUGGAGCCCUCUGCCACCACUGGCAUCUUUAAUGAUGGAACUGAACUGCGUAUCUCCAAUAUCAGACACGAGGAUAUUGGAGACUACACUUGUAUAGCGCGGAAUGGCGAGGGUCAGAUUAGCCAUACUGCCCGAGUGAUCAUUGCCGGGGGCGCCGUCAUCAUGGUUCCGCCCACCAACCAGACCAAACUCGAGGGCGAGAAGGCGCAGUUCUCGUGCGAGGCCAAAGCCCUUCCCGGCAAUGUCACCGUGAAGUGGUACCGCGAGGGCGUCCCUGUCAAGGAGGUGAGUUCCCUCGAGACCAGGGUCACCGUCCGCAGGGAUGGCUCCCUCAUCGUCAACCCAGUCAGCGCCGAUGACUCUGGACAGUACACCUGCGAGGUCACCAACGGCAUCGGCGAGCCGCAGGCCGCCGCUGCGUACCUCAACGUCGAGUACCCGGCCAAAGUCACGUUCACGCCCACCAUUCAAUAUUUGCCGUUCCGGCUGGCGGGGGUGGUGCAGUGCUACAUAAAGGCCAAUCCGCCCUUGCAGUACGUCACGUGGACCAAAGACAAACGACUUUUGGAGCCAUAUCAAACCAAGGACAUUGUCAUCAUGAAUAAUGGUUCGCUCCUCUUCACAAGGGUGAACGAGAACCACCAAGGGAGAUACACUUGCACCCCCUACAAUGCUCAAGGCACUCAAGGAUCGUCGGGACCCAUGGAAGUGCUUGUGCGAAAGCCGCCCGUGUUUACACUGGAGCCAGAGUCUCUCUACCAGCGCAAAUUGGGGGAGAGCGUCGAGAUGGUGUGCGAGGCGCAGGAAGCCGAGGGUACUCAAAAACCAGUGAUCCAGUGGUCUAGGCGGGACGGCCAGACCAUGCAGCGCAAUAGAAUCAAAAUGAAUGGAGGGAACCUUACAAUUGAGAAUUUGAGACGCACCGACUUUGGCUUCUACCAAUGUGUGGCAAGUAAUGAGGUGGCUACUAUUGUUACAACGACGCAGCUUGUGGUCGAGGGAACCCAACCCCAUGCGCCGUACAACCUGACAGCCAACGCUAGUGAAUUUUCUGUCCAUCUCACUUGGCUGCCCGGCUACAGUGGAGGGCCAGAUUUCAAACAAGACUACACCAUUUGGUACCGCGAAACUGGCGCAAGCGACUGGUCAACAUUCCCUGUCACGCCAUCAGGGAGCACUGAAAUUACCAUUCAGCGGCUGACACCAUCCACCGACUACCAGUUCCAGGUGGUGGGCAAAAACUCGCUCGGAGAUGGCAUGUUUAGCCAAAUUAUUUCAGUUCAAACCAAAGGUGUCAAGAUUGGAACUGGUAAAGUUAACCCACAGGCUCCUGAAUACACGCAAAAUACUCCGUCUCCUGACGAGGACAUAUAUGACUAUAGUAAUAUUGUUUUUCCAACUGACUCUGAUGGAGGAAUUUUCAUACCUCCUGUGAUGAGACCGAAAGGUCCAAAGCCAGGCCCACCUAGGAACGUGACAGUCAAUGAGAUCAGCAAUGGGUUCUUAAUCAACUGGCAGGCACCAGCUGAGCGCUCACACUUGGUCCAGUAUUACACAAUUAAGUAUAAAACUGAUGCUCAGUGGAAGGUCUUGAACAAGGGUCAAAUCCGAGCUGAGGAAACCUCAUACUUAGUUAAAAAUUUGGUGGGCGGCCGAACCUACCACAUUUGUGUUGUUGCCCAUGCGCUCAAAAACUAUGAAAGUAGUGAACCAGUCAAAUUCCCUGUCCCUGCCCGAGUCAAGCAUAAGGCCAUUACUGCAGGAGUAGUGGGUGGAAUUCUUUUCUUCAUCGUGGCCAUCAUUCUGUCUGUCUGCGCCGUCAAAAUCUGCAAUAAGCGUAAACGCAGGAAACAAGAAAAAGCUCUUUCUGCUGCGUAUAAUAUGGUGGCAUGCAGAACGACAGACCAGAGGAAUGGGGGUCAAGCAGCUGGCCAAGUGCCUUUGAAAAAAUCUAGCUCGCGCCGAAUACCAGCUGUGACCGUUGGGGCCGUAAAACGCCUCGGAGCCUUCUUCCUCUCCGGCUUCCGCCACACUCCUGAAAAACUUUCCCCAUCCCCCUCUCCCUUUGGCGCCCGCUCCACCGACUCCGAGGUUGAGUUACGAGCGUACUACGUGCGUCGCGAGAUGGUCUACCCUUUGUCCAGCAUCGCCCGUGCUGCUGACGGCCGAUUCGUGCUCGACUCUGCCAGCAGCAGCAGCGACGACGGUGGUUUCGCCGGACGCCGCGAGAUGCUCGAACAUCCCCCCGGCUGGCGACGGCCCAUCAUCGUGACGCCCAGCCUCCGCUCCGAGGCCUCCGGCGAGAGCCACACUCUCCCUCGGCACCGCCUCUCCAUCUCAACGCGCCUCCCAACCAUGCGCGCCUCCUCGCCAGGCCCUCUGACCACCGGCACGUGGCCCAUCCACAACUUCAGCGACCUCAGCUCCGUGCGGCAGCCGAGCUCCAUGUUCAUGCCAGACGUAUCACUGCCAACCCCCAGCCAAAUGGCGAGCUCUCUCCGCUCCAUGCAGGAGCGCUACCGCCAGGAACUGCCCUCGCUGCAGGCCAUCCACGCCGAAGUGUCGCCCCGAUGGCAGCACGUCCGCGUCGACGUCCACCAACCGGCGCCGCACCGUCUCUCCGGACGCCACGUCCACACCACCCCUCUCUUCCGGCCCCUCCAACCCAGCAGCCCAGUGCCCGGCCAGUGGGCCCUCCUUCCGAAGCCCACCCGCGUCCGACCGGCCAACAAACGGGCUCUCAGGCACGCCCGCUCGGCUCCAGAGUUGAGAACCAGUCCGUCGAGACCCUCCCCUCUGGAGCUGUCCCCGGAAAGCCGCUCCAGCAGCAGUGGCUUCGGAAGCAAAAACAACUCGCAGCAAACCGGAAGUUCCUCCCGGUCACCCCUGCCGGGCCCCCCGUACCGUCCACCGCCUCCCCCGCCCCUCACCUCGUGGCUGCGGAAACCGCUGCCGCUGUACAUGCUGUCCACGUGGCCCCCGCCACCCUACGAGUCUCCCCCACCGGCGCCUGACUCGUCCGGCGCAGGGCGAGACGCCAGCGUGGACGACCACUACGAGUUUGACGCCGACUUCAACACGCCGGUGCCGACGCCGUCGCCCGGAGGCCCAAGGCAGAGCUCCGAGUCGGAGAUGUACAACACCUUCCUCAGCACCACCUCGAUUAGUUUAACCCCUUCGGCCAAGCAUCAGGACAUUGAGGCGAGAGUGCAGGCCAUGAAGCAAGAGUUCCACGAGUACCGCGAGCGUCAGGCGCGCCGCCGCCACAAGAGUCAACAGCAAGAGCUGGAGAGCGCCUGCUGACGCUCGCCGCACUGCUGCAGACUCACUUACUCACCCACGCGCUCCACGACCCAAAGCAAAUAAAUUCUAAAAUAAUUGUGCAGCAGGUUUAGCGACGAAGUUUGUUGGUUGAUUGGUUGUUUGUUGGUUGGUUGGGUGAUGGAACUGACGUGUAGUUAUAAUCUAUAAGUAAGCAUGUAAGUCACUCCAAUUACAAGAACUUCUAAAACACGCAGUAUUUUAUAGUUAAUAUGGUAUUGCGCCUUGUACAUGUAUAAAUUUGAUAAAAAAUAAAAGAAGAAGAGUCUGUAAGUACCUCUAGCAGUCUGUGGCAGGUGAUUUAAUGUAUGGAAAAACAAAAGUGUUUAGAAAAGAACAAUAUAUGAUUCUAAUUAAUUAAGCAGUUAAUUAAUGGACGAAGAUCAAAAAUUUUAAAACUAUACGACCCAGGAGAAAUUCUACAAAAAUAGUAUCGGGAGGUAGUGUAAGCGAACUUUUCCCACCAGCAGCCUCACAAAAAUAUCAUUUCGGUUCAACUAUCGCUGAUGAGGCCGCACGAAAAUGUAAAAAGAGUUCAUGUUGUUGCAAUACGCAGCGGAAAUGCCAUGUUGUAUUUUUAAUUGAUUAUCGAAUGGAAAUCAAGCGAUGCUACGACUCGUACACUCUCACAUACUUAAGUAGUAUUAAAGCGACUACUUGGCAUUUAUUAAUUUAUUGUUGUGAAGAUCAGUGUCAUUUUAUUUAUUUUUACAUAUCCGCGUAUGUUUCUUAUAUUUUUUGUAAAAAUAACUAUAUUUAUUGAAUUAAAGCAAAGAAUUGAAAUGUUACAAACUGAAAAGUUAAUAUUAGUUGACGCUAUAUUUGUGUUGAUAUCAAUUAUUUAGAUGAUAAUAACGUUGUUGUCUCCCUAGCUCCCCGUCGCCACCGCCAUGUAUUGUGUUCUUUGAUUUCGCUCCCUGUAUCACACGUGCAAUCUGAUCAACAUCCCACAUUUAGUUGGUUGUGCCCCCCUUUUUUUAGAGUACAAUUUAGGUAAGACGGCGCAAAAAACUGAGCGUCGUGUUGAUUAUAUAAAUUAUGGACACACACUCACAAGACGAAAAGGGGAAAAUGUAUGUCUGAUGCAAUAUUCUCUGUCUGAAUUAAAUUAUUAUAAAUUAAAUUAUUAACGUGCAGGGAUGGUUACUUAUCUAGUUGAAAAAAGAGAAAGAACUUUGACCGAGAGAAAGAUAUUAUGAAAGAAUGCAACCAAACACUCUCUAUUCAUCUUUAUUCUUGUACAUUCCACUGCUGUAUGCGCGAGGGUAAUUACAAAAAAAUAAGACGACUCGUCACUACUCUCAGUACUUUGCUCACGAAACGUUAAAAUUAUUGAGGAAAAGAAAA
Neocloeon triangulifer is the source of this 6106-nucleotide messenger RNA. RefSeq names its product protein turtle-like. Gene Ontology annotation, molecular function: cell-cell adhesion mediator activity. Bases 830 to 4741 code for a protein of 1303 amino acids. Lineage: Eukaryota; Metazoa; Arthropoda; Insecta; Ephemeroptera; Baetidae. Gene Ontology annotation, biological process: homophilic cell-cell adhesion; axon guidance; dendrite self-avoidance. Gene Ontology annotation, cellular component: plasma membrane; axon. The record is from RefSeq and is a predicted model, not a curated record. The transcript has 16 exons.